Molecule: messenger RNA, 1686 nt
Organism: Microdochium trichocladiopsis
Lineage: Eukaryota; Fungi; Ascomycota; Sordariomycetes; Xylariales; Microdochiaceae
Exons: 2
Coding region: 52-1485 (477 amino acids)
Molecular function (GO): FAD binding
Source: RefSeq, a predicted model, not a curated record
CCGGGACGCGUGAUCGUGCCCAAGGACGACCCCGAGGCGUUUCUGGCGGCCAUGGAGAUGCACUUCAACACCCGGAACCGGGACAUCGAGCCCGCGUGCGUCGUCCGCGCCGCCACCAUCGACGAGCUAAGCGCUGCCGUCAAGCACAUCGCCAAGGAGCACGCUCUUCGCGCGGCCAAGCCCGCCACCGACGAGGGCCUGUUUGCGAUCCGCUGCAGCGGGGCGAACCCGACCAUAGGCGUCGCGGGGGUCAAGGACGGCGUGCUGCUGGAUCUGUCGCUGUUCAAGAGCAUCGAGAUCUCCGAGGACAAAAAGUCGGUAGUUGUGGGCGGCGGUUGUUUGUGGAAGGAGAUCUACAAGGUACUGGAUGAGCAAGGGCUGGCUGUUGUGGGUGGACGGUCGUCUCCUGUUGGCAUUGGAGGAUCAACGCUCGGUGGCGGCACCUCUUUCUACUCGGGCCACUACGGCUUCAUGUGCUCCAACGUCAUCUCGUACACGCUCGUCCUGGCCGACGGCACCAUCGCGACCGCCUCGGCCACGGAGAACCCAGACCUCUGGCGCGCGCUCAAGGGCGGGCUCAACAACUUUGGCGUUGUCGCCUCCUUCACCCUGCACUGCUUCCCCGGCGGGCCGGUCUGGGCGGGCUACUCCAUCAUCCCGAGCUUUGGCCCCCUCAACAGGUCGAUGCUCCAGGCGUACUACGACUACGGCAUGCAGGCCUCGACGCCCGCGGGCUUCGACCCCAACGUGUCCACCCCGAUCGUGUCCUUCGUGUACCUGCCCGACGCGGCGGGCCUGUCGGUCUGGUCCAUGCACCUCUCGUACACCCUGAAGGACGGGUCCCCCGGCAGCGAGAUCGGGAGCAAGGUCUGGCCCGAGCACUGGCGCAAGUCGCCCUUCCACGCGCUGCGGUGCCGCCUGGUCAACAACCAGGUCGCCGCGUCGCACCUGCAGGCCGUCGAGGACCUGGGCACCCUGUCAAUCCUCGAGCAGCGCAACAUGUACAACGUGACGGGCUUCCGGCUGGACCUGCCCACGAUGCAGGCCGCGCUCGACAUCUUCCAGCGGCGCAAGAAGGAGCUGAGGGGCGUCAAGCCCGGCGGGACGGCCUUCUGCAUGGUCUUCCAGACGCUGAACCCAUUGUGGUACAACAAGGGGGACAAGAACGUGCUGGGCCUCGAGGCUUGCAAGGAACCCCUGGUCGUCCUGGAGCUCUGCAUCAACUGGAAGGAUGCCAGGCACGACGAGCUGGUCAGGAGCGUAAUGGACAGCACGCUCCAGGAGAUUGAGGAUGCCGCGCGGCGCCUGGGCACCUGGCACCGCUACAAGUUUACCAACUACGCGAAUGCCGGGCAGAAGCCGCUCGAGGGGUACGGCGAGGAGAACCUCAAGUUCCUGAGGGACGUCAGCAGGAAGUAUGACCCUAAGGGCUUGUUCCAGACGGGGUGUCACGGCGGGUUCAAGCUCGGGCGGGAGGACUUGUGAUGGAGGAGGCGGCAAAUUGACCACGGGGAUGUGCAAAUAGAGUGGCCUGAUAGUCCCUCGGGGAUAACAGUCUUCGAUUUGGUUAAGUAUAGUGGACGAGGCAGGAGGCUCGAAUAUCGUAAGCGUAGAUAUGACUUGCGUAUCACGUGUUGUAGACUAGAGUAUAGAGAAGAGUGCGUCGAGAAAGGAGCAUUAUACCAU